Molecule: messenger RNA, 468 nt
Organism: Plasmodium gallinaceum
Lineage: Eukaryota; Apicomplexa; Aconoidasida; Haemosporida; Plasmodiidae
Product: Plasmodium exported protein, unknown function
Exons: 1
Source: RefSeq, a predicted model, not a curated record
AACAUUUUAAACACGGAUAAGUCAUAUGGAAAAUAUAAUAAACAUUUUAAUAAUAUAAAAGAUUUACUCAUAAAAAGGAUGUUAUUUGAUUGGGAAAAUGUAUGUUCUGAUUUAGGAGUAAGAUAUUCUUUAUUUGGAAGAGAGUGGGAACAAGAAAAUUUCAAUCACUGGUAUAAUAAAAUAUCGGAUGAUAUAAAAGAUUUCAAUGAUAAAGUUCUUGCAGAGUAUACAUUAUUAUGGGAAAGCCGUCCUAAUGAUAAAGAGUGCUCUACUUUUUUCAAGAAAAAAAAAAAAGAGUUGUCUAAGGUUUGUAAGGUAAUAGAAGGCUGGUUUAGGAAAUAUGUAAAAAAAUGUAAGGAUGAGUGGUACCACUUAAAUUGCCAAAAUGUUCCCACAUUUUAUAAUUCCAUUUUUAAUUAUAAAAAAAUAAAUUAUAAACCAUUAAUUAAUAAUCUAGAAUAUAAUUAA